Messenger RNA from Cyclospora cayetanensis, 1263 nucleotides. RefSeq names its product mitochondrial import receptor subunit TOM40-1. Gene Ontology annotation, biological process: protein import into mitochondrial matrix. The record is from RefSeq and is a predicted model, not a curated record. Gene Ontology annotation, cellular component: mitochondrial outer membrane translocase complex; mitochondrial outer membrane. Lineage: Eukaryota; Apicomplexa; Conoidasida; Eucoccidiorida; Eimeriidae. The transcript is spliced from 9 exons. Gene Ontology annotation, molecular function: transmembrane protein transporter activity. The coding region runs from base 1 to 1263 and encodes 420 amino acids.
AUGCCCUUCUUUUCUUUCUUACGAUGUGGCGGGCAUUCAUCAGACGGGCGCCCUCGGCGGCAUGGAGGGUCGGCCGCUGAUCUUCUCCCUAAUUCUGUAUCUUCAGCUGUUGCAGUUGGGAGAACAGAUAGCUCUUCGGUUGCUCAUUGCGCAGAGAAGGGCUCCGGCUUCUUCAGCGUUCCAUCCUUUGGAUUCUUUGGCGGGGCCUCUGAGGCGGCAGUACCACCGAGCGAUGAAGCUUCUACGCGUACAGACCAGCUCGAGAAGGCGCGGACGGAUGCAUUUAAAAGGGAGAAUGAGCAGCCAACAGAUACACCAAAGAAACAGGAGCUGACACAGCCCAUCUCAUUUGAACAUUUCUCUCGGGAGUGGAUGAAUAUUUCUGGUCAGGACACCUUUGACGGGUUUCGUUUGGAAGGCGCUAAGCAGGUCAACAAAUACCUUCAGACGUGCCACAGCUUCUGCCUUGGCACUCAGUUGCGGGAGUCUGGGUACUCAUAUCAGUUUGGCCCCACAGUUGCCAUUUCAGCGCCGCCUGAUCCAAAUGCAGGAGAAAACGCCCAGCCGCCUCCACAUUUUUUCGCGAUGGCUAAAUUGGGCACUGAUGGAUCGCUUCAAGGCAGGGUGAUCAAGACAAUAUGUCCGAGUGCGGAUGUGAAAUUCAAUUUCAAUUCAUCGCUGAAAGACGAACAGCGGAAUUUUUAUGAGCUUUCCCUCGACAAUACAGGCAGAGACUGGGCCUCCUCGCUAAAGCUUGCGUGGCAGUCUUGUUGGAUUUUGGACGGAAUGUUUUCCCAAGUACUGACACCACGGCUGCAGGCCGGCUGCGAGAUUACUUACAGCGCGAACGGUGCCUCCAUGCUGGCGGUAGGAAGCCGCUAUAACAUUGACAAGCAAUCUGUUGUCUCAUGCCAGCUAAGUCAGCAGCCAGAUUUUAAGUCGCCUACUGGUCUGACUAAACUGACUCACAGUUGCAAAGUGCAAUAUUCAAGAAAGGUCACUGAUAGGCUCUCGAUGGCAACCGAAUAUGAAUAUAGUCAUCCAGAUACAGAGUCAGCUUUGAGGAUGGGAUGGGAAUAUCUGUUCCGACAGGCCCGAGUACAGGGCUUGAUUGACAGCUGUGGGCGCAUAUCAGUCUUUGCGCAAGACUACAACGGAUUUGGCGUAAGCGGACUGAUAGACUACUGGCGGGGAACGUAUAAAUUUGGUUUUCUAAUGCACGUCGUGCCUCCUCCGGAGGCAUCGCAGUCUCAAGCUAAUUAA